Miscanthus lutarioriparius is the source of this 1557-nucleotide messenger RNA. The record is from the annotation of a GenBank genome assembly. Lineage: Eukaryota; Viridiplantae; Streptophyta; Magnoliopsida; Poales; Poaceae.
AUGGAGGGGCACUACCCACUCUUGUCUCCCAGGCCUACUGCAUCGCCGCCUAUCCACCACUUCUCCUCCUCCUCCGCUCGACGGUCCACCAAGAAAUCUGCCGCAAAGGCGCCAAUGCACUCCUCCAUUCUUGCCGCAAAGGCGCCAAUGGACUCUUCCAGAGAGCCCUUCUAUGUCAUCCGCAAAGGGGAUGUCAUUGGCAUCUACAAGACCCUCAGUGAUUGCCAAGCCCAAGUCAGCAAUUCGGUAUGUGACCCUCCAGUCACUGUCUACAAAGGCUAUUCUCUGCGUAAAGAAACUGAGGAAUAUCUUGCUGCGCGUGGGUUAAGGAACGCUGUCUAUUCCAUUGAUGCAGCAGAUGCAAGGGACGAAUUGUUUGGCGAUCUGGUUCCCUGCCCUUUCCAGCAACCUGAUGAAACCAAACAAUCUACUUUGAAAAUGUCACAGGAGAUGGAAACCAGACCGUCACAGCAUUCCAAAGCUGCUGAUCUGGAAACAUUACCUGAUAGUGAACUCUCUUGUAUUCUUGAAUUUGACGGAGCUUGUAAAGGAAAUCCUGGGAAAUCAGGUGCUGGAGUCAUAAUUCGGCGGUUAGAUGGAUCUGUGAUUGCUCUACUACGUGAGGGUUUGGGUGUUAUGACCAACAACGCUGCUGAAUAUCGUGCAUUGAUCCUGGGGCUAAAUUAUGCUUCCAAGAAGGGAUUCAAGUAUAUUCGUUGUCAAGGUGAUUCUAAGCUUGUCUGUAACCAGGUUCGAGGUGACUGGCGUGCUAGGAGUGAUAAUAUGGCUGUCUUGUGCGAUAUAGCCAAGGAACUAAAGGAAACAUUUCUUACAUUUCAAAUCAACCAUGUUUUGAGGGAAUUCAACUCGGAUGCUGACGUUCAAGCUAACUUUGGAACCCAACUUGCUGGCAAUUGCGCUCUGCCCCGACGUGGCCGUCUACUGGAUGAAUCGGGCCUGUGCCAUUUCAAGCUCAAGGAGUGGGCCAAGGUCGAAGAGGACAGCAGGAAGGCUCUCGCGCUUGAUCACACUUUAGUCAAGGGGCACUAUCUGCUGGGGUGUGCACUGCUCGAGAAGGAAGAGUCUGCUCUUGCUAUCAAGGAAUUCGAAAAGGCUCUGAUUCUCUUGAGGUCCGCGAAUUCAACGGAUGAAAUGGCCGAGGAAAUUUGGCAGGUCCUUGCAAAGGCAAAAUACUUAGAUUGGGAGAAGCAUUCCACUGAACGACUAUGGAGGAUGCAAAGUCUGAAGGAAGCUUGUGAAAGUGCUCUGCAGGAGCAUCACUUUCUUACUGGUACACUUGAGGAAGACUCCAAUGGGUCAAGCAAUGAGUAUUCAGAGCAAUUCAAACUGCUAUCGGAGGUCUUCAAUAGCGACAAUUGCCGAUACACCAGCGGAUGUUGGCAAUUUCGACCCGGUGACACGAGAGCCUUUGAAAUAGCAUCAGCUGGUUCCGAAUCUAGCCAUCAAGGAAGCAGUGCAGGCCUACCUGAAGGAGCACAGCUGGGCUUACAAGCUGAACUGAUGGAUGUCGAGUGCUUUGCUAACUGGAGAUGCUGA